AUGGGCGCUCAAAUGGAAGACUACACGGGUCGCCCGCUCUACGCAUCGACAAACGCAGCCUACGACCUUCCUCCGCAGCUUCUAGGCUCAAUAACGCUCAAGCCCGACGUCUAUACACCUGCGACGGCAUUACACCCUCAGUCAGAACUCCCGGGCUCGCGCAGCCCCAAAGGCACCGACGAGGCAGGCCCUGUCGGAUCGCAAUCCUGUUCGCUGUGCGGCCUGGCGUUUACCAAUGUCCUGGAUCAGCGCGGGCACCUGAAAUCCGACCUUCACAGCUACAACCUCAAGCAGAAGCUGCGCGACAGGAAACCCGUCUCGGAGACGGAGUUUGAAAAGCUCGUCGAAGACCUCGACGAGUCGCUGUCAGGCUCCGAUUCCGACGAUGACCAAGACGAAGACGACGACGCGAACGAUACGACGUUGACUGCGCUGCUGAAGCGACAGGCCAGAAUCGCCGAUAAGAACUCUGCAGCCAACGACGAGGACGGCGACGCAAGGGUACACCGGACCGGAAAGACACCUCUGCUCUGGUUUAGCUCGCCGCUGCUUCCCCAAAACCACUUCUUCGGACUAUACCGUGCGCUUUUUACCGACGAGCAACAGAAGGCUGCCGAUUUCGCGCAAGAGUUGCGCAAGAAGCAGCUAGAUCCCGUCACCAUUCCGCACCCUGCCAAGGACGGCACACUGGCCCCAGUCGCAUACAAAGGGCCGCACAUUUUUCUUUGCAUGAUUGGAGGCGGCCACUUCGCCGCCAUGGUCGUCUCCCUAGCGCCGCGCCAGAGCAAACACAACGCACCCAUGAAUCGCGAGGCAACGGUCCUGGCGCACAAGACAUUUCACAGGUACACGACGAGACGGAAGCAGGGUGGUUCGCAAUCGGCCAACGAUAACGCAAAGGGCACAGCGCACUCUGCGGGUUCUACUCUGCGACGAUACAACGAGCAGGCGUUGGUAGAGGAUGUCCGAGAGCUCCUUCAUGACUGGAAGGCCUUGCUAGACACUUCCGAGCUCAUGUUCAUUCGGGCCACUGGCAUCACCAAUAGACGAACUUUGUAUGGACCGCACGAUAAUCAGGUUAUACGACACACCGACCCAAGAAUACGAGGAUUCCCAUUUAACACACGCCGGCCUACGCAAAAGGAACUGAUGCGGUGCUUUAUCGAGCUGACGAGACUCAAGGUCCGCGAGAUCGAUCCGGCCAGCGAAGUCAAGCCUGAAAGGACCACUCCAGUCUCUUCCACGCCGGCAACACCAAAGCCCUCUAAGCCGAAGCUCACAGAAGCGGAGCAAAAUGCUCUACUACACACGUCUCAACUCCAGGCCUUCGUUCGCCGCUCCAAGCUGCCAGCCCUUCUCUCCUACGUGACCAACAACCAGUUGUCGGCCGACUUCGCCUUCCAGCCCGCCGACUCGUACCACCACACGCCCCGGCUGCUGCACCUCGCGGCGUCACAAAACGCGGCGCCCAUGGUGCUCGGUCUGCUAGCGCGCGGCGGGGCCAACCCGCUGCACGCCAACGCCGAGGGCAAAACGCCGUUUGAACUGGCCGGCGACCGGGCCACGCGCGACGCCUUUCGCGUGGCACGCGCCGAGCUCGGCGAGGCCCGUUGGGACUGGGAGGCGGCGCGCGUGCCCGCGGCCAUGAGCAGGGCCGAGGCGGACCAGCGCGGUCGGCGCGAACAGGACGAGGCUGAUGCCAAGGAGGCGGAGCGACGCCGCGCGGAGGAGGAGAGGCUCAAGACGGAGGGGCCCACGGUGCAGGAGCCGAGACGGCACGGCGGCAGGGGACAAGUGCUGGGCGCCGCGGCGGUGCCCAAGACGGCGCAGGAGCGGCGCGAGGAGGAGGCCAGAGGGCUCACGCCCGAGAUGCGGCUACGGCUGGAUCGCGAAAGGAGAGCGCGGGCAGCGGAGCAGCGAAUGAGACAGCUUCAGGGCAAGUAA
This is a messenger RNA of Cordyceps militaris CM01, 1944 nucleotides long. Its product is annotated as ankyrin repeat and zinc finger domain containing protein 1. Bases 1 to 1944 code for a protein of 647 amino acids. Lineage: Eukaryota; Fungi; Ascomycota; Sordariomycetes; Hypocreales; Cordycipitaceae. The transcript is spliced from 2 exons. The record is from RefSeq and is a predicted model, not a curated record.